Molecule: messenger RNA, 246 nt
Organism: Leptosia nina
Lineage: Eukaryota; Metazoa; Arthropoda; Insecta; Lepidoptera; Pieridae
Source: the annotation of a GenBank genome assembly
AUGAGACCACAGCCUUACCGCUUUACCUGGUUGAGGAUAUCGAUCUGCAACGUCCGAUCUCAACUAAUGAGUAGAGGAUUUGCUAGUCAUUAUCCACUUUCGACGCUGGCCCCGGGCGGGAUGAAGACGUCGCCGCCGCCGAAGGCAUUUAAUUUGCUGCGCCUCAAAGUGCGCUCAAUCCUCUACCACAGACAAUGGAUAUUGGCUACGUCACAUUGCGGCUCUUAUAUCUGCAAGGAAAACUAA